GUCGAGGAACUGCUUCGUCGUAUGGCAACACUCCGACGUCCAACAAUCGAUGGCGGCGAGAUGUCUGCAAAUAACGCGCUACACUUUCUCGCCUUAGCUGACGGGUCGUCCGAUGUGCAUUCUGGUGGGGAGUCACCAGUAGGAAACAGUGAUGAAGAAGCAGUGUUCAGCUAUCAGAAAGAGUUUGGUUAUGUGGAUUUUGCAGCAAGAAAGGAUCGUGCUAAAACCUUUAAGAUUCAUGAGUUUACCUGGGAUCAUGGGUUUAACCUCUUGAAUGAUCUGAUCCCAGAGACCGCACAAAAUCUGGAUGAUAAAUUCGAUCUAACGCAGAGACUCACAUAUUCAUUUAUGGGUGGAUACGAGAACGUCGAUACUACUGUAUAUCGUUGUGCCGUAUGGAAUUAUAUUCACGCUCUUUUUGGCAUACGACAUGAUGAUUAUGAUUAUGCUAAGGUAGGUCAACUAUUUUUGGGUCCACUUUCAUUUUGUACGGUCCCAUUUUUACGGGCUCAGCGUUCUUUUAACGCGAUUUAUCUGAAGUCACUUCUCAAUCGAUUGGUCUUUUUGAAAUGGAACAAGGGUCACGAUGGUUGCAAUCGGGUGAUGCGUAUUGCGUGA
Strongylus vulgaris is the source of this 618-nucleotide messenger RNA. NCBI's taxonomy places the organism in Eukaryota, Metazoa, Nematoda, Chromadorea, Rhabditida, Strongylidae. The record is from the annotation of a GenBank genome assembly.